This is a messenger RNA of Notolabrus celidotus (New Zealand spotty), 1161 nucleotides long. It is a transcript of the gene mrpl1, whose product is annotated as mitochondrial ribosomal protein L1. NCBI's taxonomy places the organism in Eukaryota, Metazoa, Chordata, Actinopteri, Labriformes, Labridae. The record is from RefSeq and is a predicted model, not a curated record.
AUGUUCGGCCGGAAAAGCAGAACUUCAGCAGCUGUCCCACCUGACUCUCAGAGGAGCUUCAGUCGUUUCCGCACGGACCCCUAUUAUUCCCGGACAUGGAGACCUGCCGGCGCAGCGCGUGGAGAGUGUUGUGGGGAUGUCAGAGGCAGCUCGGAGCCAGAGGCCCGCCCCACAGGUGUGUUACCUGUCAGGACCUUUGCCUCUGCAUGGGCUCAGAGGAAGGAGAAGAAGGAGAAAAAGGAGGAGUCGGAGAAGGAGGUGAAAAAGGAGAAGAAGGUGAUGGAUGAUAAAGACAGACACAAACCGUUCGGUAAAACAGCGUGGGCGCUCGAUGACGUCUACGUGAUGGUUUUACCCAGGACCAUCCAUGAGGCUGCGGACGCCAUCGACCUGCUGAAGAACUUCCGUUUAGACUUCACGCCCACAGAUCAGCCGGUCUACGUGGACCUGACUGACAUGAAGCUGGAGAAGAAGAGACGAGUGGACCCGUUCGUCAGCACGGUUCAUCUUCCUCAUCCCUUCAGGACGAAGAUGAACUCAGUUUUAGUUUUCACAGAGGACCCUGAUCAGGUGAGAGUGUCUCAGGAACACGGAGCGAUGCUAGCUGGAGGGGCGGAGCUUAUUCAGCCGAUUUUGGAUGAUGAGGUUUCUGGAUUUUAUGUGGCUGUUCCAGAGAUUUUGCAGAAACUGGUUCCUCUGAAAAACAAACUGAGAAGAAGUUCCCAAAAAGAAAAGAGAGGUUCGGUCGGCGUUAACAUCCCUAAAAUGUUAGAUUAUUUAAAGGGUCACGAGUACAUGGUGGAGAACGAGUGUUACGUCAGGACCGGAUCGCCACGGUACAAAAAUAUCAUCAUUAUUAUUAUUAUUAUUAUUCUCGACAUGAACCAACAUCAAAUUUAUGAAAACCUUCAAACGAUCCUCAAAGGUUGUUCACACCGACCGGCCGACAAGGGACCCUUCAUUGAGCGAGCGAUCGUAGCGAGUCAGAUGAGCGAGGCUCUGUGGUUUCGGAGUGAAGAUUCUCAUCGCAGCCAGUGAAGGAGGAGAAGAAGGAGUGACCGGGCGUGAUGAAGUUAUUGAUUUAUAGAUCGUGAUAUUAAUAAAAACUUUAUUCUCUGUGUCGUCAGAUUUCAUUUAUUUUAUUAAAGAUGUAGAAAUGAA